AUGGAUAACUCCUGUUACACUUGUCGCCGCAGGCGCAUCGAAUGCGAAAUGACUGCGCCUCCUUGCAAGAAAUGUAAAAAGGCUGGACUGGAAUGUUUCCAGAAGCGGCCUUUCCGAUGGGUCCAAGGUGCAGCCUUUCGGGGUAAGAAGAAAGUUCCUUCGGUCAAGGAUGCAUCCGUUUCUGUGACGAAGUUCAACCUAGACUCAACAAGGAGAGAUGGUCCAUGCACAAGGAUUAUAACCAAUGCCGAGUCAAUAGCCAAUGAUUAUGCUUCAUUGGAGUAUGGUGAGGAUACCCCUGAUGACCCCUAUGCUUCAAGCCUAGACAAGGUUUCUAAAUACUACCUAUACUAUUAUAGCAAAUGCGUAUGCAAGCUGUUCGUUAUGUAUGACAGCAAGAGGAACCCUUUAAGAAAUGUAAUACCCGCUGCAUUGAGCGACUCAGUCUUAUUGACGUCUAUUAUCGCGCUCUCGGCGCGCCAUAUGGCUAAUGGAGGCCAAUCAUUCUAUGAACUUGGAACAUCAUCCCUUCCGGCAUUAACUGACGCACACCAUAAUGCUCUUUGGUUCAAAUACAAAGCUAUACAAGAGCUAUCGCAUACUUUGAGCGAUCAGAAAUUAUAUAAGAAUGAUACAGUAAUCGCCAGCGCAUUUCUAUUGAUUUUCCUGGAUCUCUUGGAGUCCGGAAGCGACAAGUGGAACAUUCACCUAGAAGGCGUCAAGAAAUUGAUUACUCAGAUUCAACCCGUGGGGUCAGGGAGAGGCACCGAGCAGCGCCUUGGGGAGACCGUCGAAGAGAUGCGUAACUUCAUUAUAAGACAGAUCUAUCUAAUUGACACACUCGGAGCAACAUACACGCGUCCCCGGCUGUUAUCUAACACGCCCUCUCUACAUGAGCCGACAACACCCCUCCAGAUGAGUCUUGAUAAGUCCUAUUUAGGUUGUCCUGAGUUUCUUCUAGAUGCUCUGCGGUCCUUUUCAAUAUGUAGGGAUAUGCUUGCAGGUUCAGAUCCCCUCGAGGAGGGCAGCCUGCAAUCAUACAUUGAGAAUGUCAGCAUAGUACUUAACCUAACACAAGACUUUGAUUGCCGGGCCUGGGCAUCGGACCUACCACAACUAGACACUCAUUCGACACAUGAUACUAACAUGCUGUCAACGUUAGCAGAGGCAUACAAAGCCGGCGCACUCAUAUACGGCAGACGCGUCUCAGAUGCUCUUGUCAGAGAAACGACACCCCUCAAUCACUUGGUGGGUGGAUUGAUUGCUAUCAUCGAGGCCAUGAGGUGCGAUGAGGCCCUAUUCAAAUGCAUUCUCUGGCCUAUGUUUGUUGCGGGCUUAGAAUCCCAACAACAAGACCAGCGAGACUUCAUUAUCAGUUGUCUGGAGAAAUUCUGGUUCGAAACAAAAUGCAUCAAUGUGGUUAACGCUGCAAAUAUCUUGAGAAGGUUCUGGAAGAUGAGUGAUACCCAACAGACAGUGUCCUCGCAGUGGAUAUUCAAUAUAGGGCAGCUGGGACGCGACUGGCUUCUUAUAUAGAGGGUUGUGCCACCC
Aspergillus caelatus is the source of this 1551-nucleotide messenger RNA. RefSeq lists its product as uncharacterized. Lineage: Eukaryota; Fungi; Ascomycota; Eurotiomycetes; Eurotiales; Aspergillaceae. Gene Ontology annotation, biological process: positive regulation of transcription by RNA polymerase II. The coding region runs from base 1 to 1536 and encodes 511 amino acids. Gene Ontology annotation, molecular function: transcription cis-regulatory region binding; zinc ion binding; DNA-binding transcription factor activity, RNA polymerase II-specific. The transcript has 4 exons. The record is from RefSeq and is a predicted model, not a curated record. Gene Ontology annotation, cellular component: nucleus.